This is a messenger RNA of Porites lobata, 3318 nucleotides long. The record is from the annotation of a GenBank genome assembly. NCBI's taxonomy places the organism in Eukaryota, Metazoa, Cnidaria, Anthozoa, Scleractinia, Poritidae.
AUGGCUGUUGCACCUAACAACAAGGCAAUUUUAGAAGUGAUCACAAAUUCAGCAUUAAAGGAUGCCAAAAAAACUUUUGAUGAUUGGGCAAAAACUUAUGAAGAGGUAUGUUGUACUUUUUAGAAAAAUUAAAGAGGCUCUCUUAGGGGGUGUAUGUAUGUCCCUAGUCUGAAUUUUAAAUAUGGUCAUUUCGCAUUUUGAGGCGUAGGCCAUGCCCCUAGGGGUACUGCCAUAUAUGGGCUAUAUAGGUAUGUGCUGUUGUGAAGGGUAUGGUUUUUCAAACAGUUUACUCUAGGAUAGCGUAUAUAAAUCAGAGCAUUUGGGUCUAGAAUAGGGUAUCAUUUUCUAGGAAACAGAUGAGUUGAUUGAAGAUUUUAUCUAGACUAGGGAUUGUGGUAUAGGGUUUUGUUUUGGCUAGACAGUGCUAGUGACCUCAGUAGUUUCUUGAAAACAGCUACUCUAGGAUAGGGGGGAUUUGGGGAGUUUACUCUAGUAUAGGGUAGCAAAAUUCAGCCGAACUAGCUCUGGUAUAGGUUAAGGGUUUGAGGGUCCCAGUGGCACAUCUCCACCCAGAAAUUGCUAAAGUACCCCCCCCCGUGGCCAUGUCCCCGUCAUAAGUAAAGAGACCAUGAAAAGUGGUGUCCAAGACUGUAAUGAGGGAAAAUAAACUUAGUAAACAGUCAAUACCUGCUUAACGGACACCCGCUUAAGACAGACACCUUUUUAUUAUAGACAGUUUGUUUUGUCCCAGGCGAAAGAAAGCCCUUACAUUUUCUCUAAAUUCAACCCUCUUUAAUAAUAUGGACACCCAGUCAACAGAGACACUUUCUAUGGCCUCCUCAGUGUCCCCAUUAAUCAGGGGCACCCAAUGGCUGUUUUCUGUGAAAUAUCUGUUCGGAGAAGCAAAAAUUGCCUAGAAUUUUCUAAAGCUUGGGAAGGCUACAAACUUCUAGAUGACCGUUCCAUUCAUGUACAAUUUUCAAAGCUUAUCUAAUAAAUUCCCUACAGUUUUCUGAAGUUUAAUUUUUCCCAUGUCACUCCCAGGUUAAGCUAUUUUUCGUAGAGAAAGGGAACCUAACUUUUUCGGAAUCGAAAAUACGAUGCAGAGAGGAAUCAGAAAACUUGUCACUUUCGUAAAACUUUAUAUUGCAGCUAAAGUUUUUGGGAAAAUAAUACUGAAGCCGUUGUAAUUUCUAAAAGACUCAAGUUGCCCCAGGAUGACCGAACAGAUAAAAAUUUUUUAGCGCCUCUUAGAAUACAUUUUUACUGAUCUAAAAGUACUCUGGAUAACCUAAAAAGUGUUUUCAAUGCAAUUAGGAGGAAACCGUCUUUGGGUGCCCCUGUAUUAAUGGGGUUUGACUGUAAUAGUGAUGAAAUAGUUUUGCCAUAAUACUGUCUAUACUAUUUUUUUUAUCUUUUAGGAUACAAACAAACUUGGUUACAAAGGGCAUGUCCUGUGUGUUGAGGCUUUCAAUAAAGCCAUGCGGUCUCAAGACAUUUUCCCUGAAGCUAACAAGGAUAUCAAAAUCCUUGAUGCUGGGGCCGGCACAGGAAUCAUUGGUGAAAUGCUGGUGCAGCAAGGGUAUAGGAACAUUGACGCGUUGGACAUUUCUGAAGAAAUGUUGAAUUUAGCAAAACAGAGGAAUGUUUACAAGCGAUAUAUCUGUGCUGCAUUGAGUGACGUCCCCAUUGAUGACAUACAGACUGGCGAGUAUGAUGUAACACUGUGUGCAGGUACUAUAGUCUAUGGACAAGCAAAGCCGAUAGCACUGGAUGAGUGUGUCCGUCAUGUAAGACCAGGUAACACAAGAAUGUCUCUCUUUGCUUCUUGUCACUAGGGACGUCACAUCCCUAGUGGCAAGGAGUGGGGGAGAUUGCUGUUUUUGUUGGUUAGAAGUUAGAAUACAUUAGGCUCUCAACAGGCCAUUGAAAACCUACUGUAGGUAGAGAGGAGAUGGGGGGGGGGGGGACAAGAGGGGGGGGGGGGGGGCAGGAAGGGGGGUUGACCUUCACUUGGCUCAGAUCAUGACUAGAAAGAAAAUAGAAAUGGUUUUGUCUCCAGAAGGAACCUAAAAACUGCUAAAUACAUUGACCAAGGUUACUCCAGUCUUGAAAUUUGCAAAGCAGUUUUGCAGGCCUGGAAAUAGUUUGCAGUCGGCCAUCUCCACUCAUCACGAUCUGCCCCGUGCUUCCCACGGGUUACCAGUUAAAGUGCCCAUCACCUAAAAUUUUUUAUUGUUUUAUCUGAAACUACACCUUAUUAAAAUACUACUUCUGUGAAAAAAUUUUGCGAUUUGAACCAAAGACGAUUUUUUUUAGAAUUUUUCAAAAACGUUCAAAUUUGGCACCAUUUUGGCACACCAUUCGUCUUAGUCUUCUCUCAGAGUAGGACGUCAUAUGACGUACUUUAAUGAACACGUGACCUUAUCGACAGGAAAACAUUAAGAGUUCUGAUAGGUUUUUCUUUUUCAGAAAAACUGUCUUCUUGCGAAGACAUUGUGAUUAAAUCCUUACUUGUAAUUUACCUUUUUUGUGUACUGCUGGUGAAGGCAAGGUAAUGCGAGUUCCUUAAUUUACAUCACAUGACGUCAUAUGUGAGCCUGCUAGUUUGCAUGAUCAGCGGCGCGGGUUUACCGCAAAAAUGUAGACUUCAAAAAUUGGUAGAAAAAUCGCAUUUUGUUCAAACCGCAAAAUUUUUUCGCAGAAGUUAUUUUAAGAAGGUAUAGUUUCAGAUAAAAUAUAAAAUUUUAGGUGAUGGGCACUUUAAGGGGGUGGAGAAAGCUGAUAUCAUUUCAAACUAACCUGGAAACAGUCUUGAAAAUGAAGAUUUUUUUGUAGUACAAUUUUAUUUACAUGUCAUCUUAUCUGUACCCAAAACAAUUAAUCAAAGAAUGAGAAGUUUCAGAACUCACUGCGUAUGUCAGCACUGUUCCUUUUUUAAACAGUAUGUUUGCAAUGCAUCAUGGAAAAAGUUCUGUUGAUUGAUCAUUUCUGUUAAUCACUAGUUUGAUCACCUUGUCUCUGAAAAAGAAUUUUUUUAUUUAGAAAAAAAGUGUGGAAAAUAUUGCCCAACUUUUUGUCCAGCAUGGUUUUUAAUCUUUUGUUGCUGAUCUUUUCCUAGGUGGUCUAUUUAUUUUUUCCAUACGUGCAGACUCAUUUGAUCCUGUAGAACUUGGUUACCGCACCAAAUUUGAGGAAAUGGAGAAAGCAGGAAAAUGGAGUCUCGUAAACAGAGAGCAGCGAGAACUAUACACCCAUCCCCAUGAUGAGAGCAUUAGGAACUGUUACUUGAUCACUUACAAAGUGCUCAACAACUGA